AUGGACCUCAGCUCGGAAAAGAUACAGCGGAUCCUCUCAAAGUACAAGUUUCGUGAUGUUGCCAUCGAGGAGCUGCAGAAGAUCAACCGCAUCCACCCUGGGAUGAAACCAGUGACCGGCACUUACACGUACAGCGACAGCACCCAGAAAGAUCUCCUGAAACUGAUCGGCAACCUUCCCGUCAAGUAUGAAGGCCGCACCUAUAACCUUCCCAUCCAGCUGUGGCUCCUGGACUCCUUCCCCUUCACGCCUCCCAUCUGCCUGCUGAGACCCACCCCCAACAUGGUCAUCAGAGAGGGCAGGCACGUCGAUGCCCAGGGGCGGGUUUACCUGCCAGGGCUGCACAACUGGGAUUAUCCAAAGUCAUCCGUGGUGGGUCUUCUGGCUGAGAUGACCUCCAAGUUUGAGGAGGAGCCUCCGCUGGGCUCCAAGACCACAGGGGACAGCAAAGACCCUCACGCACUGCUGGCCUUUGUCUCCAAUCUCCAGAUCAAUGAUGGUGGGGUCAGACAUCAUGAUCAACCAGUCACCAAAGUCUCAGUUAUUGGGGGAGGAGACUUGGGAAUGGCAUCAGUGAUGAGUAUUUUGGCCAAGGGCAAAGUGGAUAAACUUGUUUUCAUUGACGUUGCUGAGAGCUCCACCAAAGGCGGCAGCACAGAUCUGGAGAUCUUCAAUCUGCCAAAGGUGGAAGUAUCCAAAGAUUUGUCUGCCUCUGCAGGCUCCACGGUGAUUGUGGUGACAGCGAAUGCGUGGAGCAACGAGCAGUCGUACGUGAGCGUGGUGCAGACCAACGUGGACCUGUACCGGGGCAUCAUCCCAGGCCUGGCACGGCUCAGCCCCAGCGCGGUGAUGCUCAUUGCCUCACAGCCAGUGGACAUUAUGACCCAUGUGGCCUGGAGGCAGAGCGGCCUGCCCCCGACUCGGGUGAUCGGAGCAGGGUGCAACCUGGACUCGGAGCGACUUUGUCACAUUCUGGACAUUAACCUGAACACUCACAAGCAGGCCUGGGUCAUAGGCGAACUUUCAGACAAUAAAGUCCCUGUGAUGAGCAACGCCGGGGUGAACUCCGGCCUGCAACCAGAGAUCGCUCCCGGCUCCGGCUCCACCAAGCCACUGUUAGACAGAGCCUUUGAGAUGAUGAAGAGUCGAGGCCAGCGGUCGUGGUCCGUGGGUCUGUCCAUCGCCGACAUCACCCACAGUAUCCUGACAGACAGGAAGAAGACCCACUCGGUCUCCACCCUGGCUCAGGGCUGGGGUGGCAUCGGUGCAGAAGUGUUCCUCAGCCUGCCGUGCAUCCUGGGAAAAAACGGGUCCACACGACUGGCCGGAGCAUCUUUAGGAACAGAGGAAGACGCCAAAGUGAGGGACAGCGUCACCUCCCUGUUUAACCUCAUCGCUCAGCUGAGGAUAUGAUCCUGCCGCCAGCUGCGGCGAGUACGGCUGAAUUGAUGACUCUGGAAAAGGCCUUGGUUCUUCAGCAGAUGGACUGCCUGAGCUGAAGUUGAAAGUAGUUUCACUUAAUUACCUCUAAAAACGGUGACGGAUAAAAGAGCUAUCUCAUAUCUAUAAUGGAGCCUUUCAGAUUUGUUCCUCCAUGGUCACCUGAUUUUCUGCAUUCACUGUGGGUAAAAUGUUAAGCAAUAGCCAUGCAGUGGUUAUAACCAUGUGGUGGCAUUUUGGUACUUCAUCAAACUCCUCAUACCUGUGAGAAAAUAGUUAUUUUACAUUAUGAAAAUCUCCAAUUUGGUUACAUGUUACAGGAAUAAAAGCAAUAAGCAAUGUUACCGGUAAUUUCUGAAACCCCUGAAAUAUGCAGAAACCUUAGAAUAAUAUCGAUGCCAGCAGUUCUUUAAAUGCUAACACAUGCUUAUUUUUGUCAGUAAGAAAUCAAAAUGUAUUUAUCACAGUUUAUAUUUACUCCAAAUUCUUAUUUUGCCAAAGAAUGUUUUGUGUAUGUGAUCACACAAUCAAUGUUAAUGCACUUUUUCACUGCUAGGUCUUUAACCAAUACCUCUGACUAAAACCAGAGUGCAAUGAAGUGAAAUGAAAUAUGAAGCAUGUAUAUUUUAUACGGUCCAGGCAGGGUAUUGGUGGCAAGGCGUGCUGUGUUGUCCGACUAACCUUGUGCAGCUCACAUAAUGGCCUUACACUAAUGCAUUAAUGUUAUUUCCAUGUUAUCUCCUGUAUGACAGAGCUUAUUGAGUGCCUUCCUAUUUAAAAUGCCUUGGCUAUCAUUUUUGUUUACUUUGUUCUGUGAAACGCACUUCUAGAAAUGAAGUGAUGUGCUGUGUGUACUUCUAUACAAUUUUGUGGGUGUGCAAUAAACAGAAGACUACA
Molecule: messenger RNA, 2337 nt
Organism: Myripristis murdjan (pinecone soldierfish)
Lineage: Eukaryota; Metazoa; Chordata; Actinopteri; Holocentriformes; Holocentridae
Gene: uevld
Product: UEV and lactate/malate dehyrogenase domains
Exons: 12
Coding region: 1-1413 (470 amino acids)
Biological process (GO): pyruvate metabolic process; protein modification process; lactate metabolic process
Molecular function (GO): L-lactate dehydrogenase (NAD+) activity
Source: RefSeq, a predicted model, not a curated record